Messenger RNA from Planococcus citri (citrus mealybug), 1816 nucleotides. RefSeq names its product Coiled-coil domain containing protein 114 (gene Ccdc114). The transcript has 7 exons. Bases 122 to 1552 code for a protein of 476 amino acids. The record is from RefSeq and is a predicted model, not a curated record. NCBI's taxonomy places the organism in Eukaryota, Metazoa, Arthropoda, Insecta, Hemiptera, Pseudococcidae.
GACGUUGUGUUAUAGUUUGUUAUUUCAGUUAGUUACUUGCUGUUAGCAUAUUAUUUCGAUCGGUAUUUUUUUUUUGUUAUAACAGUACCAAAUUAAAUUGGGUUAUUCCAUUCGCGUGAACAUGUCUCGGAAACUUGUUCAAGAUGACAAAGAACUAUUAUUGAUAUCGCAAAUAGAACUGAAAAAAUUACAGAGACAAUAUCGUAUUAUGGAAGGCGAUAAGAAUUCGUAUGCCAGUGAAAUAAAAUGUUACUUGAAUAAGCAAAGGAAAAUCAUCGAAACUCUAGAAAAGGAAGAAAAUGGGCUACUUUCAAAAUUGCGAGCUGAAAAACCACUAAGUGUAUCGGAAUAUGAUACCGAAUGGAAUAGACAAUUCAACGAAUUAUUGAAAACCUUCGAAAAAUACGUAUUUCUAAUAAAACAAAAAAAGGAUACAAUCGCAAAACUCGAAACAAAAAUAAAAAAUUUUCAAAACGAAAGUAAAAUUUUAUUGUAUUAUGGCGAUUCUAAAACAAUACAAAUGGAUGAAAACAUUGGAAAAGCAAACAAGCAACUCCAUUUGCUACAAAAUAAAUUACAUAAUGUAAGUUUUCCAAAAGGACAUCAUUUAGCGUUUUUUUUUCAAUUGACCGUGUAUUUUCACGCGUUUAUUCAGGAGACAAUAAAGUAUGACAAAGCAUUAGCGGAAAAUUUGGCCAUCAGACAGGAAGUCGACGCUUUACUAAAGGGCAGAUCAAGGUUCAACGACAUUUAUAAGAAAUUAGUCAUUAAAUUAAACGCCGAUAAAAAAAAAUUACUCGCGUUAAUGGAACAAGCUACCAUUGCAUGUGAACAAAGAGAUGCAGCUGAUGACAAACUGAAAACUACAAUUAAUAAAGAUCAGCAAGAAAUCAUCACUCAAAAACAUAAAAUGAGGGAAUUAUACAGACAACUAGAUCAUUAUAUGCAACUAAAAGAAUUUUUAAGCAUUAAAGGUCAAAAACGGAUCCUAGCUGAUCUCGAACAAAAGGAAAACGCCAAAAAACAACAGAAAAUAGAACAAAUCGAAAAAUAUACUCAAAAACAUAAUUCUAUUCUAGAACAAAUAAAAGAAUUUUGUGGCGAACACAAUACCGAACGUUUACCAGCCAUAUUUUUAAAACAAGAAGAAGAAAAUUUUGCUUUAUUCAAUUACGUCAAUGAAAUAAAUAAUGAAAUGGAAUUACUACAAGAUGAAAUGGCUGUGUUGAAUCGUGCCCUAGAAGAACAAAGAAUGAUUAGCACCUCUAUCAAAAAAGAAUGUUCUGAAUCGAUGGAAUCCUUUCGGAAAGAACUCGUUGUAAAAAAAGAAAAAAUUGAAGAUGAAAAGAAAAGGCUCACCUCGGUGAAUAGCAUCCUAGAAAUUAUGUUCAAAGAAAUGGAAAAUUUAUUUUCACUAUUCAAGCGUGAUAGUCCAUCAUUAAUUCAUUUGAUAGGAGAAAAUCAGAUUUCAUCUCAUAACGCUGAUUUAUUCUUGCAAAUAAUGGAUAAAAAAGUUGAAGACUUUCUAUGCGAUUACAAUUGUUCCACUUAAAGUUGAAUGUAUUCCGCUGUGGCUGUGGAAAUGUUCAUUCAAUGAAGAGAGAUACACAGAAUAAACAUAGAUUUAUAACAGAGAAAUUAAUAGAUUAGGUAUUAUUAAAUUUAAUAACGCAUCACAAGAAUAAUGUAAUUGGAAAAGAAGAGUCCGUUUUGUUGGAAAUAUCAUCUUUAUAGCUUAAUUCAAACGCUAGUUACAUUGCAUUUUUCAAUUCAUUAAUUGUAUUUUCAAUAAAAAUCAGUUUUUCAUUAUUGUCAA